AUGGUUGAAAUCCCCGUAAUUGUUACUGCGCCAGACUGUCAUCCGCUCGCAGACAAAGAAGACGACGAAGAGAUCGCUGACAAGACACCGGGAGAGUCAGAGCCUGAUGUUUCUCCCGUCGCCCACGAGGUCAAACCCACUAUGACCUCCACAGCCACCACAGCGGCUACCAUCACUGCUCUGGUCUCAGAGGGCACUCAAACCGAAACAGAACCAGCAUCCGGAAAAGAGACUGAGACUACGUCCCCCAGGAUACACAGUCCGUUUUGUCCGCUCAGCCCAGCACGCUCUCAUACCAACUCUCCAGGCCCCAAGUCUCACUUUCCCCCAUUCCCGCCCUGGAGGGAACUUCGCCACCGCCUAUAUGGCCCUCAUGCCACUCGUCCUGGGCCUGCUGCCAACGAGGCAAAAGUUGAGGGCUACCUCUCCCCUCCUGAAACUGAGCCUCCACAGUGUCCUAUGACGCCACAGGCAGAUUUAUACCAUGGUCAAUCACCAUCCACCUUUGGGAUGCAGUUUGAGCGUCCGGCGAAAACCUAUUGGAGAAGGUACACCAAGCCAGCAACUUGUGCUCAGAACUAUGAGGAUCACAAGCACCGGAUGUUGAUGGAAUGGUUGGAAAGGAGGAACUCAGUGUGA
Messenger RNA from Cladophialophora psammophila CBS 110553, 639 nucleotides. RefSeq lists its product as uncharacterized. The coding region runs from base 1 to 639 and encodes 212 amino acids. The transcript has a single exon. Lineage: Eukaryota; Fungi; Ascomycota; Eurotiomycetes; Chaetothyriales; Herpotrichiellaceae. The record is from RefSeq and is a predicted model, not a curated record.